Messenger RNA from Talaromyces amestolkiae, 4965 nucleotides. RefSeq lists its product as uncharacterized. The coding region runs from base 1 to 4965 and encodes 1654 amino acids. Lineage: Eukaryota; Fungi; Ascomycota; Eurotiomycetes; Eurotiales; Trichocomaceae. Gene Ontology annotation, molecular function: glycosyltransferase activity; protein binding. Gene Ontology annotation, biological process: protein O-linked glycosylation. The transcript has 3 exons. The record is from RefSeq and is a predicted model, not a curated record.
AUGCUACCCACCAUGGCUCUUCCGUCGCAAUUCCAUCCACACCAUCAUAUGGACCGCCGCUUUGGCUACGAUUCAGGCCGCCCGUACGACCUUCACCAUCGUUCCUUCCUACAAGACCUCGACCGAGACUCCGCCGCAUCUGUACCGAGGUCCCGAAAUGAAUAUCCUCAUCCUAUCCAACGACCGGUUUCGCUCAAUCCAGACACUCCUGAUGCUACCAAAGUGACGAAGACAGCUGAACAUACCUUGAGAAGGAAGACGCCGAAUGGAACUUUGGCGGCAGGGUAUGAUGGCACCCCAGGCGAUAGAGCAAUCCAGCCGCCGGCGGCAAAACAUAUCAUAGUUUCUUCUCUCGAUUCACGACAGCAACAUCCAUCGUCACAUCCCACUCCUUCGGUCGACAGCUAUACGUGGCAGUCUAUGCCUGUUGAACAGGUUUCGUCGCUCAGCUACCAAAACUUUCCCCCGGCUUUCCAACAAGACUUCGGUCAAAAUCACAGCAGCGGUAAUAACAGCUUGUCCGUCGAGCAAUAUCAGCCAGGCGCCGCCACAGGACCGAGCUGGGUUCGGUCUCUCAACUUGCAGCCGGGUGUGGACUCUGUCCUUCAUCAAUCACCACCCAUACCUCAGUUGCCAGCUUAUUACCUGCAUAAUGGCCCUUCAGUGCCUACCGUUCUCCCCGCAUCCCUUCAAUCUUUUCUCGGCCCAACCGCACCAGUGGGUACUGGUCCGUAUGGUCCUUACUGGCCUGAUGGUGCCUAUAUACCAUAUCGUCCCGCUGCUCAGAGAGAUUCUCGUUUCGGCGCUGGGUCUGCUUUCUCACCUGACGGGAACUCCGCCCGCUUGUUCGACCUACAGAACCCAAUGCUUAAUCAGAACUCAUACUCCGUGUCAAACUUCCCUGAUUCGGGCUUUUCCUGGAAUCAAUUGCCAUCCAACGCGAGUAAAAAUGAUGUUUUGCUGCAGCAAACCAAAUUUCCUCCACGCCAUUCCCAUCAUCCUUCCUUGACUAAUAUCAAAGACCAGCAUCGCAACAACCUUCCAUAUCAUGUCCGUGCUGCUAGCGGGUUGAAUAAUGCACCUGCUAGACCUCUUUCGCACACUAACUAUAGCGCUCCUCCAUCUCUGUCGGAUCCUCAAGCACGAGUACAAACCGCCGAAUUUAAAGAAAAAGUUCUGUCAUGGGCCCAUGGUGUAUAUGUCGAUCUUCUAGCAAGCCUUCAUCAUGCAAGGAAGAAUAGCCUUUCGAACUCGUCUGCAGAUGGCAAAUCACAGCGAAAUUUGAAGCCCGCCAUCUUUCCCAAACCACCGCGGCAACCUGGAUUGGAUUUCUCUACUCAUAUCGACAUGCCACGUCACAAUAGCUAUCCUUCGUCCAGAUUUGACCUAUCCCCCCAUGGUUCGAAUCGUCAGUCAUUCAAUCGACAAUUGGAGAGGCCCAUGUCUGGGCUCAUGUUCAAUCAACGCUCUCAUACGACUCCGCAGUUCAAUGAUGGCUUCCACACUAUCCGCAAAUCUUCUGGUGCCUCAUUAGCUCAAUUGACGGGCUCUGUUCCAUCGGAGAGCACGACCAUGGCAAGCGCAGCAUCUGCUUUGGAAUUGCUGUCUCAUUUGUGCAGUGAAAGUAAUUGGGAAUGGAUUGAUGGCAUGCUGCUUGGUGGCUGCUUGGCAUAUGGCCUUGGGGACUAUCAAAAGGCGACACGUUGGUAUUCUAGAAUCAUCGCUCGAGAUGCCAGGCAUGUUGAAGCUAUCAGUAAUCUCGCUGCAACGUUUCUCGCAUUGGAUCAAAAAGAAGAGGCACUUCAGCAUUGGCUGCGUGCAGUCAAAUUACGCCCUAGCCACUUUGAAGCGGUUGAACACCUAAUUAAUCUGUUAUGCACUAGUCAUCGUGGAAGAGAAGCUGUCAACAUUAUCAAAUUCGUCGAGAACAGUCUGCGUGUACCACAAAAUGGCGAGUAUUUCCGUUCUGACGAACACGCAAGUGAAACUGAAAGCGAUGCCGAAAGUACAAAUUCAUAUGAUCGCGUGGCUUUCGAUUAUGACAAUGAUUUAGACCGAGUACUAUCCAUGAAGAUCAACCUCAACGACUCUAUUUCCACUGGCUUCGCUUCUAGUGGAUUUGCGAUCCCCGGUUCGGACAAUGGGAGAAUUCUCGCACUCGUACAUGCCAAAGGCAAUAUGCUUUAUGCUCUAGGAGACAAUGCAGGUGCCGCUGCCGCAUUUGAAGAGUCUAUCUUGAUUGCCUCAGGCCGCAGGUGUCGUGGAAUCAAAGGCUUGAUCAAGCAGAUUGUGGACGCUUUCUCCCGAAAUGGAUAUGGCCGGAUCGGUGAAGACGACAUGGCCAGGAACCCGCUCCUACUUCCACCAGACCGAGCAACUCAGACAGCAACUCUCGUUUUCCCCCCGUAUGGAUACCCUCCUGGUCUUGAGUAUGUUGCCGAGGGACUAUCGAGGAAAGCUGCCAUUUCAACUACCAGCAAUUCUCUGCUUUCCCUGGCUAAGAUAUACCAAGAUGGUAUGUCGAAUAUAUCUGCCAGUGGUAUUUCGAAGGCGGCCACAAAUGGUGUGAGAGAUAUUCUGGCUCUGUACUAUCUCUCUUUGUCGCUUCAACCAAGUCCGUCCACCGCGAACAAUGUCGGCAUUCUCCUCGCAAGUAUUCAGCACAAUGGUCCCGGAAAGGUACGACCUCGCAGCAUUUCUAGCAAGAAUUCCAUACCACAGAUACCCGGUGUCGCCCCUGACAGCGGUAUCGCGCUUGCUUUGUCAUAUUAUUCGUAUGGCUUGACUCUCGACCCGAAACAUGCACACCUAUACACGAAUCUGGGUAGCCUAUGGAAGGAUAUUGGCCAACUUCAUGCCGCCAUUCGCAUGUACGAGUUGGCUGUUCAGUACGACGGAAACUUUGACAUCGCCCUUGCCAACCUUGCCAACGCUGUCAAAGAUGCCGGUCGCAUCAACGAUGCCAUUGUCUACUACAAAAGAGCCGUCAAAGUCAACCCGGAUUUUGCUGAAGCUGUCUGUGGUCUGGCAAAUGCGCUUAAUUCCGUCUGUAAUUGGACCGGUCGUGGUGGUAUCCUUAAUGGAUUCGGGUUCACCGAUCAGGUGCAUGUUGACGAGAAGGGAUUACCUCGGGAUGUCGACAGCAUACAAGUUGGCUUUGGAUGGAUGAAGCGAGUGGUUGACAUUGUCGAUAAGCAACUGAGGGAUGGAGAGACAUGGGGUCGAGGUAUACUUACGUCGGCCGCUGUCGAACAGUUGUGUGCGCAAGUGUCGUCCAUGUCACAGUAUAACAGCAACGCACGGAAUUUGGUGUCGCUGCUAAAAUCUUGGGCCGGUCAGAAAUGGGAAGGGUCAAGGAUCGUCAGACUCGUAGAACGCAUUGUACGAUCUAUCACUUGGCAGUGGUAUCAGGAUCUUCAUGUCAAUGGCAAAGAGUAUCCACUAUCUCGAUACAGGCGGCCCCAAUUACCACCCGGUCUCUCGGCACCAAACGCUCCAACAGUGCUUCCUUUCCACACUUUCACAUGUCCUCUUUCCGCCAAGCAGAUUCGGCAUAUUUCACAGCGUAACGGCCUUCGAAUCUCUAGUGCUACACUCCGCUCAGCUUGGCUUCCACAAACGGUGUACCCACCUCCAAAGCCGCCACAGCCAUAUCUCAAGGUUGGAUAUGUCUCGUCGGACUUUAACAACCAUCCUCUAGCUCAUCUUAUGCAAUCUGUCUUUGGAUUUCACAAUCCGAAUCGAGUCAAAGCCUACUGUUACGCAACAACCGCUAGUGACAACUCUACUCAUCGUCAGCAGAUCGAACGCGAAUCGCCGCAAUUUCAUGAUGCCAGUGGAUGGCCAGUUGACCGAUUAGUAGAGCAGAUUGUUCGUGAUGGAAUCCAUAUAUUGGUCAAUCUUAAUGGAUAUACCCGAGGUGCACGGAACGAGGUCUUUGCAGCCCGUCCCGCCCCGAUACAGAUGUCAUUUAUGGGAUUCGCUGGAACAUUGGGAGCCGAAUGGUGCGAUUACAUUCUAGCAGAUGAGCUAUCCAUUCCACGCGACACAUUGAGUCCUGGAAGACGAGAUUAUCGUAUUGAAGAUCGCAUAUUUGAAGAUGAUCAUGGGGAAGAAUUGGAGAAUUGGAUGUACGGAGAAAGAAUCGUUUAUACUCGAGCCACAUUUUUCUGCUGUGACCAUCGACAGAGCGCGCCAGACAGUGACGCCCCACAUAUUGGUUGGGACAGUGAGCAAGAAAGACGUUGGAAGAUGAGAAAGGAGCUCUUCCCGGCUCUUCCAGACGAUGCCAUCAUUCUUGGAAACUUCAAUCAGCUUUACAAGAUUGAACCGACAACAUUCCGUACAUGGCUUCGCAUCCUCUCAGACAUUCCAAAAGCUGUUCUGUGGCUUUUGCGAUUUCCCGAACUUGGUGAGCAGAAUCUCAAAGAUUGUGCCGUCAAGUGGGCCAACGAAGAGAUCGCGUCGCGAAUCAUCUUCACGGAUGUUGCUCCCAAACAAGCGCAUAUUGCACGGGCACAGGUGGUUGAUUUGUUUUUGGACACGCCCGAAUGCAAUGCACAUACGACAGCAGCUGACAUACUCUGGAGCGGCACACCGAUGCUCACAUUUCCGCGCUAUAAAUACAAAAUGUGUUCGCGCAUGGCAUCAAGUAUCUUGAGUAGCGCUUUGCCCGACACGGAAGCCGGUCUUCAAGCUCGUAAAGAACUGGUGGCCAUCUCCGACGAAGACUACCGCGCAAAGGCAAGCCGUCUUUGCCGCGACUUGCGAUAUCAUCCUUCUCAAUCCGAUCAAAGAGAUGGCAACUGCACAGGCCGUCUGGUCGAAUUGCGUCGCAUGCUAUUUACGCACCGGUGGCAAAGCAGAUUAUUUGACACGAGGCGUUGGGUUAAUGAUUUGGAAAAUGCAUAUGAAAAGGUUUGGGAUGCUUGGGUCAAGGGCGAAGAGGGUGAUAUUUGGCUAUAA